Messenger RNA from Caenorhabditis sp. 36 PRJEB53466, 816 nucleotides. Lineage: Eukaryota; Metazoa; Nematoda; Chromadorea; Rhabditida; Rhabditidae. The record is from the annotation of a GenBank genome assembly.
AUGAAUUCCAACCGGUUCUGGCUUUGCCGUUCAGAGUUUAAUGUCUUUUCAACGCUGUAUCGAUUUUCAAUUAAUUUUCCACUUUCAGGAAUCUUCCCCUCGUCGGCGGCAAGUGUUACCCUCUGAGUCCAUCGACACUUUCCACAAAAUCAAUCAGGUAACUUUUUCUUCGUGUUCCAACUGUUGAAAAGAAAAAUGCUUGAAACAUUAUAAUGAAAAUCAGAUUUUCAUUUUCUGCAACAAAUCGGAAGCAAUCGAGAAGUCUUCUGAUGAAAACGAUAUCAGCAACUUUAAAAAAAAAUCGCAAAAAUUGUUUCAGAAAUGCCUUCCAAUUCUCGUCGUGUAAUAAAAGUGAAAUCGUCAGACGGAUUCAUCCUCGAUGGAGAUGUUGUCGUUCUUUCUGUCUCAAAAACAAUCGAACAAUCGAUCAAAGAGCUCGGAUAUGACAAAGACGGAUGGGAAAAGAAAGGACCGCUUCUAGUCAAAGACGUCAUCGCAUCCACUCUCAAAUUAGUGAUCGAAUGGUGUGAACGGCACAAAGACGACGAUCCGGCACUGCUCGAGGAACAGAAGAAGCGACCGAGAAGCUUGCGGAUUCCGGAAUGGGACAAACAGUUCUUGGCAAGACUUGACAGAAAUCAGUUGUUCGACUUGAUUUCCGCCUCGCACACUCUGAACAUUGAAGGCCUCAUGAACAUCGCGUGCAAAACGCUCGCGAAUAUGGCAAAGGGAAAGUCGACGGAGGAGAUGCGAGAACUGUUCGGCAUUCCAGAACCCUGGGAGCAGCCGUCCACGUCUACUGCCACGUGGGACUGA